ACGGGAGUGGCCGUAGCACGUAUCUCAACUUGCUUUCACCUUGCCUCUCAUUUCGUCUGUCAUCAGUAUUCAUCGUAGCAAAGGCCGGCAAGGAACUGGUAUCUCUUUCUGAACUAAGAGCAAUGAAAGUUUCCUUGUGGCCAAUUCUUCUGAUUACGAUGGCCGCUCCAACGCUUUCUGUGCCCCUUCUACAAUUCGAAGAAUCUCAACACGUGUUGGCGCUGCCCAAAUCCAACCCCCGUGCAAGUCUACCCGCAACCAACCCAACAAGAUCUUUCUGGAUCGAUACCCCGGAUGCUAAUCCUUUAGGAAGCGAGGGCAGUACAGGUGCUCUCACUCAAGACGCGGAUGUUUGUAUCAUCGGCUCAGGAAUCACCGGCAUCUCUGCCGCUUAUCAUCUCUUGAACAACUCUAGCCUGAAUGUAGUUGUACUAGAAGCAAGGGAUUUCUGUUCGUUUCUCCGCUUUCCGUCUUCCGGUGCUUACUGUGAUUGUUAUAGGCUCUGGAGCUACAGUGCAAGUGCUAGCGGAUACGGGAAGGAGGAGGCGGUUAAAUCGCUUCAGCUAGAGAAUCAUACUGCAGAGGCUAUCGUGAAAAUUAUCCAUCAAGAGGGCCUAGCGGAUGCUGUAGAUCUUGUGCGUGGGGGGCAUACUACCCUUUUCCUGACGGAGAAGGAAAGAGAAGAGGCGUGGAGGGACUAUACUGAGGCACGCGCCGCUGGCUUAGAGCUCAACGAUGUAAAGUGGACAAGUAUGGAAGACAUGCAAACGCCGUACAAUUCGACGGGCAUAAUCCUACGGCCUCUCAAAUUUGUUACACACCUGUAUCGGAUCGCUAAGCAACGCCUUUCAGAUGGUAACUUGACGCUACAUACCCGAACACCUGUCACCUCAGUCAGUUCAGCUUCGAAUUCUACUCGACGGUGGGAAGUCAAUACGCCACGAGGAUCAAUAUCCUGCUCCUAUGUUGUUCAUGCGACAAACGGUUAUGCCAGUCAUCUCCUACCACACCUUGCCGGGCCGGAAGGUAUUGUACCGACGCGCGGUCAGAUCAUUGCCUUACGCUCCUCAGCCAAGUUGGCGCCGGGAAGCUGGGACGGGAAUGAGGGUUUCGAAUAUUGGUUCCCCCGGCCUAGAGGGGAGGGAUUAGUCAUAUUGGGCGGUGGUAGAGAAGCGUCAGGCCCAAGUUUCGAAUAUUAUGAAACUGAUGAUGGGAGUGUCAAUGCGGAUGUAGGAAGAGCACUGAGAGGGUUUCUAGGAGGAGUGUUUGAAGGAGAUAACGAAGAACCGGAAAUGGAAUGGACUGGGAUUAUGGGAUUUACGAAGAUGGGAGAUCCUUUUGUUGGGCCCGUUAUUGAUUCAUCCAAUCCUAAAGGAUAUGAAGGGCAGUAUAUAUCUGCAGGCUAUACGGGGCAUGGAAUGCCGCGAGCAUAUGCAUGCGCGGAAGCCAUUUCCACUAUGAUUUUGACAGACAUGUCAAAGAAAGAGUGGACAAGGCCUGAAUGGUUGCCAAAGAGAUAUUUGACCAGCUCCAGGGUAUAGACAAGUACGAGUUUUAGAUAAUAUAGAAUUCGGCACAAAGACCAGGCCAAGGAAGGACGGGUGUAACUAACUCCAAACUACCUGCACCCAAUACGUGGUACGGGAAUAAAUUAGAGCAGUAAGUCAUAACUUAUAAUUGAGGCCGAUGAAUCGCUACUUGUCUAUAACUGGUACCUUGAAGAGCAUGGCCAGGGCCCAAGGCCAGAAAUGUUGCUAUAUAUAUAUUUAACCUGGUC
Desarmillaria tabescens is the source of this 1777-nucleotide messenger RNA. RefSeq names its product FAD dependent oxidoreductase-domain-containing protein. Bases 123 to 1541 code for a protein of 472 amino acids. Gene Ontology annotation, cellular component: cytoplasm. Gene Ontology annotation, molecular function: oxidoreductase activity. The transcript has 6 exons. The record is from RefSeq and is a predicted model, not a curated record. NCBI's taxonomy places the organism in Eukaryota, Fungi, Basidiomycota, Agaricomycetes, Agaricales, Physalacriaceae.